Messenger RNA from Hypoxylon fragiforme, 3235 nucleotides. RefSeq names its product glycoside hydrolase family 3 protein. Bases 311 to 2905 code for a protein of 864 amino acids. Gene Ontology annotation, biological process: glucan catabolic process. Gene Ontology annotation, molecular function: beta-glucosidase activity. Lineage: Eukaryota; Fungi; Ascomycota; Sordariomycetes; Xylariales; Hypoxylaceae. The transcript is spliced from 6 exons. The record is from RefSeq and is a predicted model, not a curated record.
AGUGAGGCCAGCUUAAAUUAGGGACCUCACCACGGGACUUAAACUCGGCCUCAUAUAACACUCGAAAAUUCCCCUAACUUUGUGGGGUAAGGGGUUACCUUGGGACUGGGUUCCUCGAGUGGAUUUCGCUUCGCCCUGUAAGGCUCUCUUUCGACCGGAAGUCUUUUAGUUAUCGUAUACCCCUAACCCCUAGCUUGCUAUUAAAACUAGGCUUGGUAAUCUACAGCCGUCAGAGCUUGUUGAUGACCACGUGCAACUACUGUCCACAGAAGAGCUGGUUAUAGCAAGUAGAGUGAGCCAUUAAUCAACAAUGGAGCAUAUCGAGGACGCGCAGUUUGAUGGGAUAGACCCCAACGCAUCUCCCUUUCAGAGCGUCGACAGUAAUACAACGCCGAGAACCGAAUUCUCCUCACCCAGCAGCCCAUUUCCUAAAGUUAUUAUCCCAACAGAUUGUCGGUCUCUUGCAAGGCAGAAGUUGGCUCGUUUAACACUCGAGGAGAAGGUAUCGCUACUCACAGCGGCAGAUUUCUGGAGGACAAAGUCAAUACCAUCCAAAGGCAUACCGGCAAUCAAGACGAGCGAUGGCCCCAACGGCGCUCGAGGCGGUAUUUUUGUGGGAGGCACCAAGGCCGCCUUGUUUCCAUGUGGUAUUUCGUUGGCAGCAACAUGGAACAAAGAUCUCUUGUACACAGUUGGCCAGCACUUGGCUGAGGAGACAAAAGCUAGAUCAGCAAACGUCCUCCUUGCUCCUACAGUUUGCAUGCAUCGUCAUCCACUUGGUGGCCGGAACUUUGAGUCUUUCUCAGAAGACCCGCUUCUCACCGGCAAAUUGGCGUCGAAAUACAUCCAAGGGAUUCAGUCAAAAGGGGUUGCUGCGACUAUCAAGCAUUUCGUAGCAAACGAGCAAGAAACCCAUCGGCUUACUAUUGACUCAGUGAUGAUGGAGAGGCCACUAAGAGAGUUGUAUCUUCGGCCUUUCGAGAUUGCAAUACGAGAAGCAAAUCCUUGGGCCGUCAUGUCGUCGUAUAAUUUAGUCAAUGGAGUCCAUGCUGAUAUGAAUGCCCACACGCUUAAAGACAUUCUUCGAGAGGAAUGGGGCUACGAUGGUACCGUCAUGUCAGAUUGGGGUGGUGUCAACUCAACCGUCGAGUCAAUAAGGGCUGGAUGCGAUGUAGAGUUCCCCUAUUCUUCGAAGUGGCGCUUUGAGAAAGCCUUGAAGGCAAUCGAAGAAGGUAGGCUUACAAUAAAGGACAUAGACAUUGCGGCGGAGAACGUUUUGACUCUCGUAGAGCGAACAAAGGGGAAUGAUAUGUCCGCUGAGGAGGCCGAGCGGGAAGAUGAUCGAGAGGAGACGAGAAAGCUAAUACGGGAAGUUGGUGCUGAGGGUAUAACUUUGUUGAAAAACGAAGGGCAGGUCCUGCCGCUCAAUGCAAAUACUACCAAAGUCGCAGUCAUUGGCCCGAAUGCCAAUAGAGCUAUUGCUGGUGGUGGAGGCAGCGCUAGCUUGAACCCUUACUACAACACUCUCCCGCUCGAUAGCAUCAGGGUAACUGCGAAGCAGGAGGUCUUGUAUGCCCAAGGAUGCCAUAUUCACAAGUGGCUACCGGUCGCAUCACCUUUCUGCACCGACAAAUCUGGCGCACAGGGAGUUACUAUUGAGUGGUUUAGUGGGGAUAAAUUCCAUGGCGAUGUCGUGGUCACGCAGAGGAGGAUAAAUACGGACCUCUUCCUGUGGGAUUCGGCGCCGCUAGCACAACUCGGCCCUGAAUGGUCGGCUAUCGCGACUACAUAUGUCACGCCCACAGCCACAGGAAAACACACCGUCAGUUUCAUGAGCGUUGGUCCAGGGAAGCUUUACGUGAAUGGAAAGUUGGCGCUCGAUCUUUGGGAUUGGACUGAAGAAGGUGAAGCGAUGUUCGACGGAUCGAUCGAUUAUAUGGUCGAUAUAGAGAUGCAGGCUGGAAAGCCUGUGGAGCUGAGAAUAGAGAUGACGAACGAGCUUCGGCCGGUCGCCAAGCAGAAGGUGUUCAACAUGACGCACAAGUACGGUGGCUGUCGCAUUGGCUUCAAAGAGGAAGACCAGGUCGAUUAUCUCCAGCAAGCUGUGGACGCUGCCAGAGAAGCCGACGUUGCUGUCGUUAUUGUCGGUCUCGAUGCUGAAUGGGAAUCUGAGGGUUAUGACCGAAAGACGAUGGAUCUUCCCUCUGAUGGAAGUCAAGAUAGGCUAAUCGAAGCUAUCGUGAAGGCCAAUUCACGAACGAUCGUGGUUAACCAGUCCGGCUCACCGGUGACGAUGCCUUGGGCUGAUAAAGUGCCUGCUAUCGUUCAAGCUUGGUACCAAGGUCAAGAAGCUGGCAAUGCGCUGGCCGAUGUUUUAUUUGGGUUGCGAAAUCCGAGUGGAAAGCUUCCGGCCACCUUCCCACGCCGGCUGGAAGAUACUCCUGCCUAUCAUAACUGGCCGGGUGAAAACCUUCGUGUCAUGUAUGGUGAAGGCUUGUAUAUCGGAUAUAGACAUUACGACCGCAAGAGCAUCCCUCCUUUAUUCCCCUUCGGUCACGGUCUCUCCUAUACGACAUUUGAGUACGGGCGCCCUUCGCUUAGCCGCAAAUUGAUGACAGGAUCAGCACCGAUCCACCUCAUUAUGGCGGUAACGAACACCGGUAGCGUAGCCGGAUCAGAGACGGUUCAGAUAUACGUUAGGGACGACAAGUCUCGUCUGCCCCGUCCUGAAAAGGAGUUGGUGGCAUUCGAAAAAGUGUUGUUAGGACCGGAAGAGACCAAACACAUAAUCGUGCCACUAGACAAAUAUGCGGUGGGAUAUUAUGAUGACUCUCUUCCGGGUUGGAUUGCGGAAGAGGGCACAUUUAAAGUCCUGAUAGGGGCAUCGGCGACUGACAUCAGGUGAGCAUGAGCAACGCCCCCUUACCCCUCUCGCUUAUUCGCUUAGCACAACCCCUACAAGUAGACUUGCCCAUUCUUGUUGAUACCGACUGACAACCAUCACCCUAGGCAUUCGGUUCCGUUCGAGGUCAAAGAUUCAUUUACCUGGACAUUCUAGCUGCACUCUUCAUUUUGCCCCUUUCUUCUUACACUACCUCCCCAUUUUUCUGUCUAGAUAUCAUGUUGUUUCCAAGCGUACCUAUAUAUAUAUACCUUUUUGCUUUUCCUUUUGGGGAUUCACUCAUUUAGCAUGCAACGGGAGUAUCAUAAGUUUGCACAUACUUGGGAGCUUUUG